AUGAACGUCCUCGCGCUCCCGGCUCGCGCCCUGCGUCCAGCUGCGCCGCAGCGCUGCGCCCUCUACAGGCGGCCCGUUCCAAGGCGCCUAGACGCGCAAAUCGUUCGCGUGGACCCGUUCCAGUCCCUCGACGACGACGAGUCCAGCCAGGCCCCUGUCUCGCGGUCGAGGCACGGCAAGUCGUACGAGUCGCAGACCCGCCGCCGUGGGCGGCCUGCCUGGAAGCGCAAGCCGGAGGACACCCCCCUGCGCGACGGGAACCGCGACCGGUUGAUAGGUCUUCUGACGCUCCAGGCGGCCAAGACACUUGCGUACUACCUCAGCGAAACCAACCUGCCUGUCUACUGCUGGUUCGUCGAGUACAUGCAAGAGAACCGCAUCCCGCGCAACGGAAGCUGGGACGAGGUCUCCGGCGAGGCCUUCCUCCGCGGCCUGCUCAGCCAGCCCGUGCAGGAGGCCCGAUGGAAGGUGUCGCGCGACGCGCUGUACGACAACUUCGGCGGGGCGUCGGUGGACCCGCGGUCGAUCGCGCAGCGCGUGAUGGACAUCCGGAAGGUCCUCGCGAAGGAGUUCAUCCAGGACCUGUCGGACAUCGAGGAGGAGAACAACAUCUUGUACCGCGAGACAUUGCAGACGUCGAUUCGGAACAGUCUGAGCAUGUCGCUGGACGACGUGGACGAGGACUAG
Pedinophyceae sp. YPF-701 is the source of this 687-nucleotide messenger RNA. NCBI's taxonomy places the organism in Eukaryota, Viridiplantae, Chlorophyta, Pedinophyceae. The record is from the annotation of a GenBank genome assembly.